AUGUGCAAAAUCGAAAUUCCCGAUCAUCCACUCCAACUUCUAAUUCAAACAAUCGAUUGUAAAUUGUCAUUAUAUCAAGGUGAUCAAUGUGUUUUUGUGCAUUGUCCACUUCGUUCUUUGCAUCCUGGUCCAAUUAAAUAUUCACAAUUAAUGGCAUCACUUUUGAUUGCUAAUAAUGGAUUUUUGAAUUCGGUUAAAUUCAGUUUGCUGUCUUCUGGAAGUCAGAAACGAAUUAAUGUGAGUUUUUACGGGAUAUUUUUGGGUUUUCUGGUUUUUAGGGGUUUUUGGGUUUCAAUCCAUUUUUAAAUCCGAAAAAUAUUUUGAAAAUCAAAAAAAAAAUCACUGUUUCAAAAUUUUUAAAUAAAAAAAUGAAUGGCUUUCGAAUUCUGAUCGCAAAAACUUUAAAACAUACAAAAAAUUCCCCAUAAAACCUAUGUGCUGAAAAUUAUAUAAAUAUUAAAAAAUAAAUUAUCUUAACUAAUUAAACUAAUUAAUUUUCUAGUACGAUUGGUCCUUCAAUCUUGGCGACACAGCUCUCGAAUUGGAUAUUUUCGAUGGUCAAUCAAAUCAACAAAAUAUAGUUGUUUUGUGUCGAAGACAUGUCUCUUGUUUUGAUGGAUCUGGAGCUAUCAAAUGGCAAAUCAAAUUGGAAUCUGUUGGAAUGGCAAUGUGUACUUAUAGGAAUUUAUUGGCUCGUGAGUUUUUUGAAGUUUCAAAAUGUUUUAAGCAUUGUAAAAUUAAUUUUUAUGAGCGACUUUGAGUGUUGUUAUAGUUUUGAAACAGUGAAUUUUUGGGAAAUAUUUUCUUGGAAAGAGGAAUUGAAAAUAACAGCACAAAGUAGAAAGCCUUAUUUUUGAGCAAAACUUUGACUUUUCUUGUGAUUUUGAAAAAGUGAACAAUUGAGGAAUUAAAAAUUUACUGUUAAAAAAAAAUUUAAAAAUUUGAUACAAAAUUUAUUUGAAAAAAUCUCUGUUAAAAAUUCAAUAUUUUCGGAAAAAUAUUUCCCAAAAAUUCACUGUUUCAAGAUUACAACUAAAACAAAAAUUUCACUCAAAAAUUCGAUCAUGGUAUAGAUUCGAGUUUCCAAGAAUUGUUUUUCCAAAAUUCACUGUUUCAAAAUUGUUUUUAAAAAAACUCUGGAAAUAAAAAAUCGAUUCUUUUAAAAAAAUAUUUCCCAAAAAUUCACUGUUUCAAGAUUACAAGAAAAUUAUGUAUUUGUUCUCUGGAAUAUUCAUAGUUCUAUAAAAAAUAUUUAAAACAAUGAGAUAUUUUGACAAAAAAAUGUGAAAAGUUAGAGAAAAAUAUGCAGAAAUUUGGCAGCUCCCCGGAUUUUGAAGACUCGGAUUGUGUUGUUCUAACGAAAAUUGCAGGGUUCACAAAUUUUUCAAAAAACUAAAUUAAUUUUAGAAGUUGUACAAAACAAUGAACAAUUUCCGAAAAGAACAUUUUCCAAAUGAAAUAAUUUUGAAACAGUACAUUUUUGCAGCUGACUAUCAAAGCAUUCGCCUCAUAAUCGGAACUGCAGAUGAACAAUUAUUAAUUUUCAACGAAGAUAAACUCGCGUGGACUUGCAGUAUCUCAAAACCAGCAUUCAUUCUCAAAGUUUGCACAUUCACAAAAGUUUUUGAAAAUGUAAUAACAAUGUUGGCACCAGAUGGAAGACUUUGUGUUGGUUGGCUUGGAACUGAGCCAACUAUUUAUAAAGUGCCAGACACAAAAAUGAAUGAUUAUAAUGAGAAAAUUGAAUAUUGGAAGAGUUUGGAGCUGAAAAUCAAAGAAUCUGGAGGUGGAAUUCUGGAGAAGAAUAAGAAAAUUUCGGGAAUUUCUAUCGAUUUUUUGGUUGGAGCAAAAGAGAAAAGAACAAUUGAACAUAAUGCGGCAAAUAAUGUGCCAUUUUUGAAUUUGGAAAUUGUUUUUGGAGGAUUGGAAAAUGUGACGAAAUUGCAUGUGAAUAUCAAAUCAGAAUUAGCUACGCCGAAUCGACAGAUUGUUUUGAAUGUGCCGGAAUCUAGUGGGUUUUUUGAGGGGACGUGGCAAAAAUGAUGAAAUUAUUUUGAAACAGUUAAUUUUUGGUUUUGAAAAUUUAAUUUUUAAUAGUUUGAGUCCAUAUGGAUAUAUCAAAAAUCUAAAGAUGUUCAUUUUUCAUCAAAAAUUAUUGAAACUGUGAAAAUUUUGAUGUUUUAUAUUCUCCAAAAAUUAGCAAGGUAACUCACAAUAAGUGCUUGUAAAUUCUAUCAAAAUCAAAAAUCUUCAUUUUUUAAUCGAAUAUUUUUGAAACAGUGAAUUUUUGAGAUGAUUUUUCCUCCGGAAAAUUAGAUGCUAUGACGUGGCAAACCUUACAUUUUUUCAAUGAGCCCGGAAUAAUUUAUUAAUGUUAAUAAAAUUUUUGUUUAAAAAAUAUUUAUCGUAUAUUUCUGAAACAGUGAAAAUUUUUGGAAAUUUUUCCUCCGGAAAAUUAGAUGCUAUGACGUGGUAAAAUUUUUAAAAGUGUUUAAAAAUCGCGCCAAAAUCUACAGUAGUCAAAUUUGGUGUCGAAAAAUGGCAUUUUUCGCUUUUAAUAUAGGCUAAGAGUAUGAUAGUUUCAGAAAUUAUUUCUAUCUGAAAAGAAUCUGAAACUGUGUAUUUAUGGCGAUUUUUUCAAUGAACUAUUUCGUUCUUCCAAAUACAGACCAUCAGAUUUUUGGCUUGGAAAAUUAUUUUCGAAUAAUUUUGAAACAGUAUAAGUUUUCCCAUUGAAAUCCCGCAAUUUCCACUUUUGAUCGGAAAUCUGUAAACCUUCAUUUUUCAUGAAAUCGUUUUGAAACAGUGAAUUUUUUUAUAUUUUGCCAUUAUUCUUGUGAAGUUGAAAAGUUCUAAUGUUUUUGACGGUAUCUAAUAUCAAUGUAUCAAAAAACAGUUUCCAUUAAUUUUUUAUCAAAUAAUUUUGAAACAGUGAAUUUUCUGGAUUUUUUGAAAUCAAUUAUUUUCAUCAUAACUUUUGAAAGACUUCAAAACAGUUAAAAAUAUAGGCUUUUUCACUAUAAACUCUCUAAUGCAUCCAAAUUUAACCAAAAAAAUUGUUCUCACGAGAAUUUUCUUUAAAUUUUGAAACAGUGAAAAUAAUUCUAGACAAAAAUAUUUUUUUUCAUAUCAAAAAUUUUUCCAGAAUCCUCAUCUUCUCUCCUCGUCCCAUUUUACGUGGGAAACUCAAAAAUGCCAAAAAAUGCGACAAUUCAAAUAGCCGCUCAUUGUUUUCAUAGUCAAAUAUCUGGAAUGAAAUCAUUCGAUUUGCCAUUUGAUUUGAUGUUUGGAGAAACUACGGUCGAUCGAAAUUCGAAAUAUAAAAUCACAAUUGAUACGGAUGCAUCGGUUAUUCCCGUUAAUCAAUUGUUUUCGGGUGAGAGAAGAGAUUUUUGGGCAUUUUUUUUGAUAAAUUUGACGAAAAAUGAAAAACCACGUUGAUUAUGGAGAAAUACGAUUAACCAAGUUCUCAGAAAAACAGAAAUUUUAAAUUAAAUUUUUGAAACAGUGAUUUUUUCCAGAAUUCUCAUCUGAAAACACACAAGCAAUUGGUUUUCAUAUUCAUGGUUAUGAAUCCUCUUCGAAUGUAUCGAUUUUUGCCGCAAAUAAAUCAAGUAACUUUCUUUUUUCCUUUUUUCAAUGUUCCCUCCCAAAUAAAAAUCCAAUUUUUCCAGACAGAUACCGUAUCCAAUCUGAAAAUGCGUCACUUUUGCAAUUUGCCGCCAAAGAAUUGGUAAAUCGAAUCGAUAAAAUUGUGAAAAAUGUGCAAAUUGGAAGUACAGUACCCUUUGAGUAUAUUUCGAAAAAUGUGGAGGAAUUGCAAGAGGUUCGUGGAGUUUUUGUGGGAAAAAAAUUUUUUGGAAAAAAAAUUCAAUGUUUCAAAAAUUUCUUGAAUAAGUUCCUAGGGUACAAUGAUUAUUAUACUUUUGAAAAAGCGGCAGAAAAGUUAAAAUGUAGUGUAAACAUUAUUUUUGUGAUCAGAAAUGGAAGUUUUCCUCUCUCGAAAAAUCACUGUUUCAAAUGAUUUUUGAAUAAAUUCUAUUUUAAUUUUCAAUGUUAAAUAUUAAACGGAAAAUCUUUCCAGAAAGUUAUGAAAAAUUUUUUCAGAAUUUCACUGUUUCAACAAAAUGAUACGUUUUUUCCAGUUGUAAAAAUCUGGUAUUUAGUUUUGUGUCUGAGAAUUGAGAAUUUUCACUGUUUCAAAAUUUAGAUAUAUUUUUUUAAGAUCAGAGCUUUAUUGAUCCCAUUCUGUAUACAGAUAUAAAAUAAAUUUUCACUGUUUCAAAGUCCUAAAUCAUCCAAUAAUUCAUUGCAGCGAAUGUCAAUCAAGAAAAAAGAGCAAAAAAUCAUAGAUUGUCGAAUGAAAGAAGUUCGAGCAAUUGAAUUAUUAUCCCUAGAUAUGGCAAAAAGUGGAAAUUUCACAUCAUUGGCUCAAAUUGAUAUGCUUUUCGAUAAAUCCUAUCGAGAAUUAUUGGAUUCGAUGGAAAAUUUGGCGAAAAAUGAUGGGUGUAUUGAGGAGAAUAAAAAUUGUUUGGGUAAGUUUUUUGGUGAAAUUUUUACUGUUUCAGAAAAAUUCUGAAGAAAAAUAGGAUUCUCAAAUUUUGUUUUUACCUACAAUUGCCACAAAAACAAAUCUCAAGAAACAUUCCAAUAAUUUUUUCACUGUUUCAAAAUUUCCUGAACAAAAUUGUGGGUUUCUAGAUUGUUGUUACUUGAGGUACACAUUUUCCAAUUACAAUCUUUCAGAUUUCAAAAAACAAAUGAAUUUUCAUGGUAACUUUCAAAUAAGCUUAUCAUGAAAAAUUCAGAAUUUUUUACUGUUUCAAAAUUUUGGGAAUAGAAAUUGAAAACUUAGAUUCUGUUCAAGUAUCUUUUCCAUUGUGAAAAAACAAUUCCCUAGCAAUUUCAAAGCAAAUUUUCUUUUUCAUGAAUAAUUUUCACUGUUUCAAAAUUUUAUCAAGAAAAAUUAAGAGCAAUUUUGACAUUUUUGAAGUAUUUUUCACAAGAAAUAUUAGAUUUUCAAAUUUUUAAUGGUCUGAAAAAUGAGCAAUUCCAAAAUUUUCUCAAAACUUCGAAAUUUCAUUAAUUUUUUUCCAGCUUCACUUUUCCAACUGGCUUCCGACAUUUCAAAAUACAACAAAUGCGAUACAAUAAUCAACGAGAACUUUUUCACAUUCACCGAUCAAAAUUUGCGAGAUCGGCUAACUUGGGCUGCGGGAACAGAUCGAGGAAAUGAAAUGAAAUUGAUUGAGAAAUUAUGCGAGCAUACAACGACCAAAAAUCGACAUGAAAUGCAGAAAAUUGAGGAGGAAAAUGAGGGAGAAGAAUAA
Messenger RNA from Caenorhabditis angaria, 5330 nucleotides. NCBI's taxonomy places the organism in Eukaryota, Metazoa, Nematoda, Chromadorea, Rhabditida, Rhabditidae. The record is from the annotation of a GenBank genome assembly.